Molecule: messenger RNA, 2859 nt
Organism: Aspergillus puulaauensis
Lineage: Eukaryota; Fungi; Ascomycota; Eurotiomycetes; Eurotiales; Aspergillaceae
Product: tubulin gamma complex associated family protein
Exons: 2
Coding region: 1-2859 (952 amino acids)
Biological process (GO): microtubule nucleation; spindle assembly; meiotic cell cycle
Cellular component (GO): equatorial microtubule organizing center; spindle pole; centrosome
Molecular function (GO): microtubule minus-end binding; gamma-tubulin binding
Source: RefSeq, a predicted model, not a curated record
AUGGACCAUGAAGGUUACGUCUCGAAUCCUUUCUCCAGCGAUGGGCUCUGGCGGCUUUCGAAAUUCACUUUGGAGUCACUCCAGCCGCUAGAGCCUCUACCUUGGAACGAGAAUCUCCCCGACCUCUCGGAGGGCGUUUUCAAGAGCCCGUUGGAUGUGUUUGACAAAGAUGGAUCGAAACUGCACGAAUUAGACGUAUUCGGAGCCGACCUUUUUGAGCCGAGUGUGUUUGCGGAGUCGAUAACGGAUACGUCGAGCGAUGGUCAACAUGAAGCUAGCAUCAGCGGACAGGAUUUUGACGACGAUCUUGAGGACUUUUGGAGACUUGAGAAUGUCGAUUUAGCGACAAAUACCAACAAAGUUCCAAGAUCAUGGGAGAAAUAUCAUAAUCGUCAGUUUAUCGAACCUCGUUCGGCAUACUUCAGUGAGUCUGGAGCAAAAGGGUUCGACGCUGCAAUUGAACAACAAAGCAAGAACGAAGAUAUCGUCAAAACAAGACGUAUCGCCCGUAAUGAUGUCUUCUUUCAAUCCCUGUUUCGGCUUGGGUUAGGAUGGAGCUCUAUGCUCUUUCGGUACAACGAACGACAAAAGAAGUUCGAGAGAACUGUUAGGAAUCUCCGGAUCUCCGGAGUUAGCCCUCUCGCCCUCGGCGGCGUAACAGACGAGAUAAUACAAUGCGGAAAUAACAUGCAACGAGUGCGCGCUUUCAUCAAGAGGGUUCCGACUAAUGCGGCGGAGCCGUCUGCGAUGUCGGCGUUCUCUACUUCCGCAUCCGUGAUAACUUACACACUGGAAAAGCAAUUACUUGGUUGCUCCAAGCACAUCAGCUCAGUCCUCCAGAUCAGAGCGCUGUUUCAGAGAUGUAGCGAAUUGGUCGGGGCUCUGGCAAACAUGAUGGAUGCGGUGGAAAAGGCCGGGUCGGAGGCUCGGAUCAUAUCCUCUAUAUUCAAACUGGCAGCCCAUUAUUCACACAUCUAUGGCCAGAUGGAGGGGCUUUUCCGAGAGAUUGUCUUCAAAGUUGUAGGGCCGUGGCUGACUUACGUCGAAUCAUGGAUCGGUUUUCGUCCAGAAACAUCCUCGUCGAUGGAGCUUUUGACCAGUGGUAGGAGCUUUGUUUUUCUCGAGAAGCAUGACGACAGGGGGAAAAUUCAAUUCCAGGAAAGAUUUGACUAUCUGUAUCUUCCAGAUCAGAUGCCUUCUUUCGUCCCUCCGGAUCAAGCGCACUUAAUUUAUGAGAGCGGACGCAGUCUUCGUUUGCUCAAACGGUCCCAUCCCAACCACCCUCUCGUGAAUGAUGGAACAUGCGUCGUUGAUACCCCGAACCUUGGUUGUGCUGGCACUUGGGCUGAGCUGGAAAGAAUACAAACCAAGGCUCGUGACUACGAAUCUAGACUACGAGCGGAAGUCCUCAAGUAUAACCGAGAGGGGCCAUCUCAACACAAAUCAAAUUUAAAGAUACCCGAUAAUGCCGAACCUAUAGAACCUCCUGAUGCCUUUGACCUAUUUGACAUCGAUAAUGCUCGAAAUGUGACUGGUUUGCUUCCGGACGAUGGCACCAUGAAGAGGGAAAAAUUCGGCCACUUGCUAGCCGAAAGCGAAUAUCUUGCUGAGGAGCAACGUUCUGGCCUCGAGACGAACUUCGCACCUGAAGUAACAUCCUCGCUCUAUCUUUCUCUUGCGCCCCUGCUCUCCUCGCAGGCUUUACUAAUCGAUUUUUCUUGUCUACACCUUCUUUUCAAGGAACACAAGUUGAGAGAUCAUUUGACUUUACAGUGGCGUUUCCAGCUUCUGGGCGACGGAUAUUUUACAUCUCGUCUUUCCCAUUCGCUCUUCGAUCCUGAAAUGGAAAGUGGCGAACGAAAAACUGGAGUCGUACGGAGCGGUGUUCACACAGGUUUACGCCUGGGAAGUCGUGAUACCUGGCCUCCAGCAAGCUCAGAGCUGCGCUUGGUACUGAUGGGCGUUCUCAAUGAAUGUUAUAAUGGCAAGUAUGCAGACGGCUCUGGGAAUCCAGAAUUUGAGAAAGAGAAGGAACUCCCUGGCGGACUGAGUUUCUCUAUCCGCGAGUUGACAGAAGCAGAGAUAGCCAAGUGCAAGAACCCUAACGCCAUUGAAGCAUUGGAUUUUCUUCGUCUACAGUACAAACCGUCGAACGUUUUAGACGCCAUCAUCACUCCACGCUCUCUCAAAAAGUACGAUUAUCUCUUCAAACAAUUACUACGACUCCUUCGGAUGGUCUCAGUUGUCAAGGGAAUCAUUCGGGACUCGACAGCGAGGGAUUCACUCUCGGGAGAUACUCGAAACAUACUACAAAGGUUCCGGAUAGAUUGCCAACAUUUCGUACUAGCCCUCAGUGACUAUUGUUUCCAGCUUGGCAUUGGAUCCACAUGGCGGCGAUUCCAGGAAACACUAUCUAAAAUCGAAUCCUGUCUAGAUAGGGGCAAUAUCGAUGGUACCAUCGAAGCAGCCCAUUCCAUCCCCAGGCUUAGGGCAUCUCACGAAGACACCCUAGAUCAGAUGAUAUUCGCGCUUUUCCUGAGCAAACGGCACGCCGAAGUUGCCAAACUGCUAGAUGGCAUAUUUGACACAAUUCUCAAAUUUGCUCCGCUGUCGCGAAUGGAUGGAAUGCACGGAGUGCGGCAUGAAAGCGAGGCCGUCAUCAAACGCUUAUAUGCCUUGUUUAGAAAACAAACGUCCGCUUUUGUCGGGUAUCUUCGCGGUCUUGACGGUGCAAGGGCGGCUGCGCCAUCUAAGUCAUUGGGCAGAAGCAGAUCCGGAAUGGCAUUUGCGUCGAGAGAAGGUCCUACGAACGUGUUUGACCAUCUCCUGGUGCGGUUAGACAUGAAGAGGUACUACUAA